AUGCAUGAGACCCACAGACUCUUGCAAGCUGGAUGCCCUCUGUGGAUGAAAGAUGUAUCAUGGAAUGAACCCGAGCAAUGGAGAUGGAUUUCUAGAACAGCAGCAGCAGCAACAGCAGCCUCAGUCCCCCCAGAGACUCUUAGCGGUGAUCCUGUGGUUUCAGCUGGCGCUGUGCUUUGGCCCUGCACAGCUCACCGGUGGAUUCGAUGACCUUCAGGUGUGUGCUGACCCAGGUGUCCCAGAGAAUGGCUUCCGGACCCCCAGUGGAGGAGUUUUUUUUGAAAGCUCUGUAACCCGAUUUCACUGCCAAGACGGAUUCAAGUUGAAGGGCUCUACGAAGAGACUGUGUAUGAAACAUCUUAAUGGAACCCUAGGCUGGAUCCCAAGUGAUAGACCCAUCUGCGUGCAAGAAGACUGCCGUAUCCCCCAAAUUGAAGAUGCUGAGAUUCAUAACAAGACGUAUAGACAUGGAGAUAAGUUAAUGAUCACCUGUCAUGAGGGAUUCAAGAUCCGGUACCCUGACCUGUACAACCUGGUUUCAUUAUGUCGUGAUGAUGGGACAUGGGAUAAUCUGCCCAUCUGUCAAGGCUGUCUGAGACCCCUAGCCUCUUCCAAUGGCUACGUGAACAUCUCCGAGUUCCAGACCUCCUUCCCUGUGGGGACUGUGAUUGCCUACCGCUGCUUCCCUGGAUUUAAACUCGAGGGAUCUGAGUACCUUGAGUGCUUACACAACCUUAUCUGGUCGUCCAGCCCACCCCGGUGCCUUGCUCUGGAAGCCCAAGUUUGUCCACUACCUCCAAUGGUCAGUCACGGAGAUUUCAUCUGCCACCCGCGGCCUUGUGAGCGCUACAACCAUGGGACUGUGGUGGAGUUCUACUGCGAUCCGGGCUACAGCCUCACCAGUGACUACAAGUAUAUCACCUGCCAGUAUGGAGAGUGGUUCCCUUCCUACCAAGUCUACUGCAUCAAAUCAGAGCAAACAUGGCCCAGCACUCACGAAACCCUGCUGACCACGUGGAAGAUUGUGGCAUUCACGGCGACCAGCGUGCUGCUGGUGUUGCUUCUUGUCAUUCUGGCUAGAAUGUUCCAGACCAAGUUCAAGGCUCACUUUCCCCCCAGGGGGCCUCCCAGGAGUUCCAGCAGUGACCCCGACUUCGUGGUGGUGGAUGGAGUGCCCGUCAUGCUCCCAUCCUAUGACGAGGCUGUGAGUGGCGGCUCGAGUGCCUUAGGCCCUGGGUACCUGGCCUCUGUGGGCCAGGGCUGCCCUUUACCUGUGGAUGACCAGAGUCCUCCAGCAUACCCUGGCUCCGGGGACACAGACACAGGACCUGGGGAGUCAGAAACCUGUGACAGCACCUCGGGCUCUUCUGAGCUGCUCCAGAGUUUAUAUUCAACUCCCAUGUGCCAAGGGGGCAGCGGUCCUGUCCCUGACACCCCUGACACAAUUGGAAACACAGCAGGGGAGGUAGCAUCCACCAGCCCGGGCAUCGACAUUGCAGAUGAGAUCCCUCUGAUGGAAGAAGACCCCUAGCCAGUUGACGUCCCAGUAAUUCCACUGUCCCUUUGGGGGAAAGAACCUUGAACCUCGGAGUGAGGCACAGGAAGACAGAGCCUGGGGAAGUGAGGAACGUUUCCCUAAUUCAUCUAUAUGGGGACAGUGAUUCACACCACACAUCUCAAACACCACCAUGAGUCUGACAGCCAGCCACGACAGUACUUUUAAAUGAGACCUGAGGGUUUGUCAUGGCCAGCAGAGAACGAAAGGUAGAGGGGACACCCCUGUGCUGCCCUCAUGAAGGUGUUGAUUGUGUCUCUUGCUACAGAAGGUGGGACAGUUCCACACACAUUCUGACGCAUCCCACAUCCUGUUAACUUCUGUUGUGACUAAUCCCUGCCCCUUUGAAAGCAUGUCACAUUAUGUAAAUUCGCUUCUAAAAUCUGCUUCCAACUCUCUGGAGACUCCAGAUCUGGACAGAUCAGCCUCUGUAGAAAGCCUGUGCUGAACUGCCAGCCACGAGGCAAAUCCUCCUCUAUACCCUUAGCAAAGGGACAGGCUCCUGAGGAGAGGCUCUCAUGUGACCUGCGGUCCUUCUUCUGACGUCUGGACAACUCUGUGCAAAAGGAAAGACAAGCCGAAUCUGCUUUCUGGAAAUUUCUUCAAGCAGAGACACCCCCGCCCCCAUCUCUGUACUGCCCUCUGGAGAUGUAACAUCAGUAUUUGCAUCCAUGGCCUGGCCGUGGAUCCCUGGCGUGGGAUAAACCUGUAACUGUUACAUGGUGAGAACGUGUUCAAAUGCAUCUUGUGGUGGGCCAAGUAAUGGGGGUAACAUUUGGUUUUGGCAUUUUACAAAGACUCCGUUCACUGUUGUCUUUUCAUGCCUUCCUCCGCAAGUCACUGUUCAUGUUGCACCCCCACCACCCAAAACUUAACCAUGCUUUUCUUUUCCAAUACAGAAAUUGUUUCUGUAAACACAUUUUGCUUCCAAAGAAAGUGCGAGUUGGUUUCUUUCACACACCCCACUCUAUUUUGUUCUGCAAAAUCUGGGAGCUUGGCCUCCCAGCCCCAAGCCACCCUGCCCUCUUACUUUGGCCCUGUCUGUCAUCCUGUAUUCCUACUGUGAGGGUUUCAAGGCACCCACUGGGUGUUGUGCCUAAGAAAUCUAUUGGUUUUUGUUUGUUUGUUUGUUUGUUUUUUUAAGGAGUCGAGUCUAUGAAUGUCUCUUCAAAUACAUGUUGGUCUGUGGUGUCAAUUCCUUUCCUCCUCUGGGUUUUAGACAAAUAUGAGCAAAACUCAUCCAUAAAAUCACUGUACUGCUGGAGCAGCAAGGGCCGGAGGCUUGAUCGAGUCCUGUUUUCUCUCAACACAGACUGAUUAAAAAUUUAAAAGAAAAU
Messenger RNA from Nannospalax galili (Upper Galilee mountains blind mole rat), 2892 nucleotides. RefSeq names its product sushi domain containing 4 (gene Susd4). Gene Ontology annotation, biological process: negative regulation of complement activation, alternative pathway; negative regulation of complement activation, classical pathway. NCBI's taxonomy places the organism in Eukaryota, Metazoa, Chordata, Mammalia, Rodentia, Spalacidae. The record is from RefSeq and is a predicted model, not a curated record. The transcript has 9 exons. Bases 53 to 1531 code for a protein of 492 amino acids.